Messenger RNA from Mandrillus leucophaeus (drill), 4527 nucleotides. Its product is annotated as contactin-associated protein-like 4. The record is from RefSeq and is a predicted model, not a curated record. The coding region runs from base 1 to 4527 and encodes 1508 amino acids. The transcript has 23 exons. NCBI's taxonomy places the organism in Eukaryota, Metazoa, Chordata, Mammalia, Primates, Cercopithecidae.
AUGGCUCAGUGGGAGCGCCGGGGGGCAGGCCUCCCUUUCCAACCCCAGCUCAUCUUCCCCAUGAAGGCCCAUGUCAUCUAUGGGGUUGAUAAGCGUAUUACAUAUCACUGUGAGGAGCCCCUCGUGUCCACCCUACCCUCGUCGUCCUUCAGCAGCUCCUCUGAGCUGUCCAGCAGCCACAGUCCCAGCUUCGCCAGACUGAACCGGAGAGACGGAGCUGGGGGCUGGACCCCACUCGUAUCAAAUAAGAACCAAUGGCUGCAGAUCGACCUUGGAGAGAGGGUGGAGGUCACGGCGGUGGCGACGCAGGGCAGGUACGGGAGCUCCGACUGGAUGACCAGCUACAUCCUGAUGUUCAGCGACAGCGGCAGGAACUGGAAGCAGUACCGGCGGGAGGACAGCAUCUCAGGCUUUCUGGGAAACGCGAAUGCGGACAGCGUGGUACAGCACAGGCUGCAGCCGCCCCUGGAGGCCCGGCACCUGCGCUUCCUGCCCGUGGCCUGGAACCCAGACAGCAGGAUUGGGAUGCGCGUGGAGGCCUACGGAUGUGCCCACAGAUCAGAAGUGAUUGAUUUUGAUGGAGAAAGUUCCCUGCUUUACCGAUUUAUUCAAAAUACCAGGAGUCCAGGAAAAGACGUCAUUUCUUUGAAAUUUAAAACUCUGCAGAGUGAUGGGAUUCUAUUCCACAGGGACGGACGGAAUGGGAAUUGCAUCACCCUGGAAUUAGUGAAAGGAAAACUCAUUUUAUUCAUAAAUUCAGGCAACGCCACGCAACCCUCACCACCUGGCCAGGGUGGCCUGGCGCUGGGCAGCCUGCUGGACGAUGGGCACUGGCACACAGUGCGGCUGGAGUGCUCUGGCCAGGGCCUGAACCUCACGGUGGACAGGCACUCGAGACCCAUCUGGGCACCGGCGGAGCUGUGCCAUGCGGACCUAGACCCCGAGAUCAGCUUUGGAGGGAUUUUAGCACCAGGAAAGCCAAUGGUGUUUCCAAGGAAAAACUUUCGUGGAUGCCUAGAAAACAUUAAUUUUAAUGGAGAGGAUGUCAUCGGUUUGGCCAAGCAGCCGGGACCACAGAUCCUCGUCACGGAGUCGGCCGCUGAGGCCUGCCCCGAAAUCCGGGUCCGUCUGCGGCUCCGCCCUGGGACCCUGGGCCGCUCACCCCGGCACGCAGGCAGCGAGCUCCCCACGCCCAGCGGAAAACACGUUUUUACCACGUCUGCGUCUCCGGGAAGAGGGUGGGCCGGACCCAGGGCAGCAGAGGCUGGGAGCGGGGCUGUGGGCUCGGCUGGGUCCUGGGGUCUGCCGGGUGCCAAUGUGGGGCCCGGAACCGUGGCCUUUGCCUGUGCGCACCCCCAGACCGUGCCCGCCACGUUUCUGAGCGCGCAGAGCCACUUGGCGCUGCCCGGCUCCCCCGGGGCGGACGGGGCCUCCGUCAGCUUCCAGUUUCGCACGUGGAACCGCGCGGGGCGGCUGCUGUCCUGGGGGACCCGCCCGGGCUCCGGGGGCUUCUUCCUCGCGCUGCAGGACGGGAGGCUCCACGUGGGUCCGCGCGCAUCCCCGGGACAGUUACCUGGUUUGGUUUCCGCAGGUGUUGGAUUAAAUGACGGGCAAUGGCAUUCUGUCUCAGUGACAUCCACGUGGGGCCACCUGAGCGUGAUGGUGGACGAUGACGUGGCCUCCACCGUCCACACCACAGUACCUGUGGGGGUCCACCCGGGCGAUGCCUACCACUUUGGAGGGUGCCCCGCUCACGGCUCUGGCUCUGACUGCAGCCGAUCGCUGGGACCACUGGGCGGAUUCCAGGGGUGUCUGCGGCUCAUCUCCAUCGACGGCCAGGAGGUGGAUCUGAUCUCGGUGCAGCAAGGCGCUGUGGGGAACUUCAGCGACCUUCUGAUUGACACCUGCGGCAUCCUGGACAGGUGUUUACCCAACUACUGCGAGCACGAGGGCACCUGCUCCCAGACCUGGACGGCCUUCCACUGUGACUGCAGCAGCACUGGGUACACGGGCGCCACGUGCCAUCGCUCUCUUUACGAGCCCUCCUGUGAGGCCUACAAGCACCUCGGCCACGCCUCAGGAUUCUACAACAUCGACCCAGAUGGCAGCGGACCCCUGAAGCCGUUCCAGGCAUUUUGUAACAUGACAGAUGUUCCGUGGACAGUGCUGCAGCACAACGGCUCGGCCUUAACCAGGGUCAAGGGCGCGAGCCUGGAGAACCCGCACCGGGCAAUGUUCCAGUACACGGCCAGUGCAGAGCAGCUGCUGGCCAGCGUAGACCGCGCCAGGCACUGCCAACAGGAGCUGGAGCUCCACUGUCGGAGGUCUCGGCUGCAGGACCCUCGAGAUGGAACGGCGCUGAGCUGGUGGGCUGGAAGAGCCAACGAGACCCACACUUACUGGGGAGGAUCUUUUCCCGGCGCCCACCAGUGUGCCUGUGGGUUAGAGAGGGACUGCCUGGAUCCUCAGUACGGCUGUAACUGUGACGCCGACCGGGACGAAUGGACGAGCGACGUGGGCGUGCUUUCCCACCGCGAGCACCUGCCAGUCACACAGAUCGUCAUCACCGACGCGGACCGCCCGGGCUCGGAGGCAGCUUACAAGCUGGGACCACUGCAGUGCCAGGGAGACGGGUCCUUCUGGAACUCGGCGUCUUUCCACACGGAGGCCUCCUACCUGCACUUCCCCACCUUCCAUGGAGAGCUCAGCGCCGACGUGUCAUUCUUUUUCAAGACGACGGCUUCCUCUGGGGUGUUUCUGGAAAACUUGGGGAUCACGGACUUCAUCAGCCUGGAGCUGCGCUCCCCCGCAGAAGUGGCCUUUUCGUUCGACGUGGGAAACGGGCCCUGCGAGCUCACGGUGCAGUCGCCCACUCCCCUCAGUGACAACCGGUGGCACCUGGUCCGAGCCGAGAGGAACGUGAAGGAGGCAUUGCUGCAGGUGGACCUGCUGCCCCCCAGCACCCGCCAGGCCCCCGAGGAUGGACACAGGCUCUUGCAGCUCAACAGCCAGCUCUUCGUGGGUGGCACGGCCGCGAGGCAGAGAGGCUUCCUGGGCUGCAUUCGGGCACUGCAGGUGAACGGGAGGACCCUGGACCUGGAGGGAAGGGCCAAGGUCACGCCUGGUGUGGAGCCUGGGUGCCCCGGGCACUGCAGCACCUACGGACACUUCUGUCUCCAUGGGGGGCAGUGCCGCGAGAGGCACCAGGGCUUCUCCUGUGACUGUGAGCUGUCUGCAUACACGGGGCCCUUCUGCUCUAGUGAGAUUUCUGCAUAUUUUGGAACUGGCUCCUCGGUGACUUACAAUUUUCAGGAAUAUCAUUCCCCAAGUACGAAUGCCAGCUCCCACGCUGCCUCAUUCCAGGGAGAGACGACGUUGACCCAAGAGACAAUCGCGUUCAGCUUCCGAACAGUGCAAGCCCCGAGCCUGCUGCUUUAUGUGGACUCUUUCUACAAGGAGUACCUUUCUGUCAUCCUUGCCAAAAACGGGAGUUUGCAGAUCAGGUACAAGCUGGACACACAUCAAGACCCUGAUGUCAUUAACUUGAAUUUCAGGAACAUGGCAGAUGGGAAACUUUACCACGUGAACAUCAGCAGAGAAGAACAUCUGGUGUUUGUUUCUCCCGGGCAGGUGAACCAGAAAACUUGGAGACAAGUGAGUCUGUCAUCGGGUACAGCAUUCAGAGCCAUCAAAUCCCUGGUGCUGGGCAGGAUUUUAGGGCUGGUCACCAAUGCACGGGGCUGGCCACCAACGCACGGGGCUGGCCACCAACGCACGGGGCUGGCCACCAAUGCACAGGGCUGGCCACCAAUACACAGGGCUGGUCACCAAUACACAGGGCUGGCCACCAGUGCACGGGGCUGGCCACCAAUGCACGGGCUGGUCACCAAUACACAGGGCUGGCCACCAAUACACAGGGCUGGCCACCAAUGCACAGGGCUGGUCACCAAUGCACGGGCUGGCCACCAAUGCACGGGGCUGGUCACCAAUGCACGAGCUGGUCACCAAUGCACGGGCUGGUCACCAAUACACAGGGCUGGCCACCAAUACACAGGGCUGGCCACCAAUGCACAGGGCUGGUCACCAAUGCACAGGCUGGCCACCAAUGCACGGGGCUGGUCACCAAUGCACGGGCUGGUCACCAAUGCACGGGCUGGUCACCAAUACACAGGGCUGGCCACCAAUGCACGGGCUGGUCACCAAUACACAGGGCUGGUCACCAAUACACAGGGCUGGCCACCAAUACACAGGGCUGGUCACCAAUGCACGGGCUGGCCACCAAUGCACGGGGCUGGCCACCAAUACACGGGGCUGGCCACCAAUGCACGGGGCUGGCCACCAAUGCACGGGUCUGGUCACCAAUGCACGGGGCUGGUCACCAAUACAAGGGGCUGGCCACCAAUGCACGGGCUGGCCACCAAUACACAGGGCUGGCCACCAAUGCACGGGGCUGGUCACCAAUGCACGGGGCUGGUCACCAAUACAAGGGGCUGGCCGCCAGUGCACGGGCUGGUCGCCAAUGCAUGA